Histoplasma mississippiense is the source of this 1677-nucleotide messenger RNA. RefSeq lists its product as hypothetical. The record is from RefSeq and is a predicted model, not a curated record. Gene Ontology annotation, molecular function: prenylcysteine oxidase activity. Bases 1 to 1677 code for a protein of 558 amino acids. Gene Ontology annotation, biological process: prenylcysteine catabolic process; prenylated protein catabolic process. The transcript has 4 exons. Lineage: Eukaryota; Fungi; Ascomycota; Eurotiomycetes; Onygenales; Ajellomycetaceae.
AUGCAUCUCUCGACUACGAAAGGCUUCUUUUUGCAAGGCACGGCCUUCGUGCUCUGUUUGCUCCUGUCUGCAACUUUCUCGAGCUGUCGAGAUGAUGCCCAAGCGCCCUUGCAGGCUGAGUCGCCCAAUCCCCUAUUUCCAUCGCCGGCUGCGGCUACAGCAAAGAGGGUUGCAGUGAUUGGUGCCGGGUCUGCUGGUACUUCGACAGCCUACUAUCUGCGACAGUAUACCAAUUUCUUCUCCAUCCCACUCAACAUCACCGUUUAUGAGCGGGCCUCCUACGUUGGCGGUCGAUCUACCACCGUCAAUCUGUUCGACGACCCUUCCCAUCCAAUUGAACUUGGGGCAUCCAUCUUUGUCGAAGUGAACAAAAACCUUAUUGGAGCCUCGAAGAAAUUUGGCCUCAAAUUGAGAGAUGCAGACUUUGGACAGCCCAAGGAAUCCACCUACAGCUUGGGAGUCUGGGAUGGCAAAGAGUUCGCUUUUCUCCAAUCGCGAACAGACGCCUAUUGGUGGAACGUGUUCAAGCUGCUCUAUAGAUAUGGCUGGGCUCCUAUGAAGACACAGAAUCUCAUGAAGGAGACAGUCAACAAGUUUUUGAAGCUCUACAAGUUCCCCUAUUUUCCCUUUCAGUCCUUAUCCGACGUGGCAGUGAGCACCGGGCUUGCUGAAGCAGCCUGGACUUCUGGCGCGGAAUACUUGAAAGAUAAUGGUAUAGCAGAACUAUUUGCCAGGGAGAUUAUCCAGGCCAGUACACGAGUGAAUUAUGGCCAGAACCUGGGCUUGAUCCAUGGCCUCGAGACAAUGGUAUGCAUGGCGACUGAUGGAGCUGUCGCUGUGGAAGGGGGCAACUGGCAAAUUUUCCAGUCCAUGCUCAACGCGUCGAAGGCAACACUUUCGGACAAUAAUACAUACACCGUCAGCUAUCAGGACGCAGGCGGCGAUGGUGGUAAUAGUUUUUCUGUCGAGCAAGAAACAUUUGAUCAUGUCGUCAUCGCUAACCCAUUUCAAUUCUCGAAUAUCUCUUUGUCUCCCCCACCAAAACGGCCGCUUCAUUCUCCGCGCUACGUUGACCUGCACGUCACCAUUUUUGCCUCCCCCUAUAAACUCUCACCGGAAUAUUUCAAAAUGCCCAGCGGCUCCUCAGUCCCCGAAGCUGUUCUCACAACAUUGCCCGCCAACGUCAAAUUAGGCGCCCGCACUGAUGGUGUCGGCCCGGCUCAAUUCUGGAGCAUCAGCACGCUGAAAAAGGAUGGCAUUUCAGGUGGCUCUUAUUAUGUAUACAAGGUUUUCUCGCCAAAGCCGCUGAAGGCAAAUUUUGUAUCUGACAUUCUCGGAAUCGACGAGGCACGUAUGUUCGACAACAGCAGUAGCAGCAGCAGCGGCAGUGAAACCAGCUAUACUGCGGACCAGCGCAUAGCGGAUAUCUCCAAGUCUCACAUCAGCUGGUACUAUGAGAAAGUGUGGCAGUCGUACCCAUACCUGUACCCGCGGGUGACGUUUGAAGAUAUAAAACUGGCGCCUAAUCUAUGGUAUACCAACGGGAUGGAGAGCUUUAUAUCGACGAUGGAGACUAGUUCGUUAUCUGGGAUGAAUGUUGCCGGGUUGAUAUUGUCUGAGUGGGUUUCAAAGUUUGAGACGAAGCUGAAGAAGUUCGAGGACGGCCUUGGGCUCUAA